CAAAGUUCCAGAAAUUGUUGUCGCGAAAAUAACAUUGAGAGAAACCUGAAAGAGACCGAGAGAUUCGUUAGUCAGAAAAUCUUCGAGAGCAUCUGCUGGAGACACUGUGCGUCUGAACCAGAAUCUCGGAAUACAGGAUGUAUAGGAGCAUUGUAGCACUUCCACAAUGGAGAGAAACAGUUGGGUGCCCUUGAAUAUAGGUUAUGAAGAGCGUGCUCCCUUAUUCCAAAAAUUCUGUUGGUGAAUCAAGUUGUAGUAGUUGCCCAAUGAUGGUAAACCAGAUGGUUCCAAACCACUAGGAAGAUUUAGAUGUCUGGUUCUAGGCUACAGUCAUUUCUGUCCAGCAAUUUAACUGUUAAACAGUUCAAAGAAAUCCAUGCGCAAGUCCUCAUAAACUGUCUUAACCAGCUUGAGCCUCUCUUGAUUCAUCGAAUCCUUCUAUUCACUCACAACUUCUCUAGGUGUAUUGCACAAUAUGUCAAACAAAUCCUUAAUAAUUUGCAAAAGCAGGAUGCCUUCCCCUGGGGUUGCACAAUUCGGUUUCUUAGCCAACAUGGCCGGUUUAAAGAAGCUUUUUCUCUUUAUGUCCAAAUGAGGAAACUAGGUUUAUGUCCAAGCACUCAUGCCAUAUCAUCAACGCUAAAGGGAUGUGCUAAGAUUGAAGAUAAGGUUGGUGGAAUUUCAAUUCAUGCUCAGGUAUAUAGAUAUGGAUUCUGUGGUUGUGUUUAUGUUCAAACAGCCCUUAUUGAUCUAUAUUCAAAAGUGGGUGAUAUGAAGAUGGCACAGAAGGUUUUUGAUGAUAUUAUUCAGAAAAAUAUAGUUUCAUGGAAUUCAAUUUUAUUUGGGCAUUUGAAAUCGGGAAAUUUGGUGGAGGCUCAUAAGGUAUUUGAUGAGAUUCCGGAGAAGGAUGUUAUAUCUUGGAAUUCAAUUUUGUCAGGGUAUGCAAGAGUAGGAAAAAUGGAUCUAGCAUGCUCCUUCUUUCACCGGAUGCCAGAGAGAAACCUGGUAUCUUGGAAUGCAAUUAUUAGUGGUUUUGUUGAUCGUGGAAACAUUGAAGUUGCAAGAACCUUUUUUGAUACAAUGCCUAAGAGGAAUAAUGUCUCUUGGAUUACAAUGAUAUCUGGAUACUCGAAGGAUGGUGAUGUCAAAUCUGCUCGGGAACUUUUUGAUCGAAUUUAUGAGAAAGAUCAAUUCUCAUAUAAUGCUAUGAUUGCUUGCUACUCACAAAAUAGCCAGCCUAAAGAAGCCCUUAAGGUCUUCAGCCAAAUGAUGCAAACAAAUGCUGAAAUUCAGCCAGAUGAGAUUACUUUUGCGAGUGUUAUAUCUGCCUGUUCACAAUUUGGAGAUAUGAGAUUUGGAAUGUGGAUUGAAUCAUGUGCAAAAAAGCUUGGAAUCAAAACAGAUGAUCACAUGGCUACAGCUUUAAUUGAUUUAUAUAUGAAGUGUGGGAACAUCAAUAGGGCAUAUGAGUUGUUUCAUAGUCUGAGAAAGAAGGAUCUGGUUGCUUAUUCAACAAUGAUCCUGGGAUUUGGUAUAAAUGGAAGGGCUGAUGAUGCUAUUAAUUUGUUCAAAGCAAUGAUAGAUGCCAAAAUUUGUCCAAAUUUGGCCACCUUCACUGGACUGUUAACUGCAUGUAGUCAUGCUGGUUUUGUUGAAGAGGGCUACCGAUGCUUUAACUCCAUGAUGGACAACGGACUUGUUCCUUCAGUUGAUCAUUAUGGAAUCAUGGUUGAUAUGUUAGGCAGGGCAGGAAGAUUAGAAGAAGCAUAUGAGCUAAUAAAGAGCAUGCCAAUGCAACCACAUGCUGGGGUUUGGGGAGCCUUGCUUCUUGCCUGCAAGGUGCAUAACAAUCUUGAGUUUGGAGAGAUUGCAGCUCAGCAUUGCUUUGAAUUGGAGCCUGAUACAAUUGAGUAUUGGACUCUCCUCAGCAAUAUUUAUUCCUCUUUUGGGAAAUGGGAUGAUGUCAUGAAACUAAGAAUGGUUAUGGAAGAGAAGAAGUUGUCUAGGAUGCCAGGGUGUAGUUGGGUGGAAUCAAUUUGACUUCUCUAUAUUGUAGGAUCGGGGAACUGUUGGCUGGACCAUGCACCAAAUCCUUCAAUUAAAAAAAAGUUGGUAUUGUUGUUCCUCUCCCUUUAAAGCGUAAAGGUUUGGGUUGUUCAAGCCUUGGGAUCAAGCAAAAUGUAACGAUCUAAUGGUUAAGGCCUAAAACCACUUAUUUUAAUGCCUAUCCUUGAUGACUUCUGAGCAUACAAUUCUUAUUUUGAAGUGCAUAAUAUUACAUUGAGAACCUUUCUUCUAUGGGACUCAGGGUGUUCUUUCCAUCGCAAAUAGGUUCUUCAUUUUUUUUUGUCUUCAUAGCACAUGCUCUCACUUUUGGUUGCUUCCUUAGUCUUCCCUUGUAAUUUUUUUCCUUUCUUCUUAAGCAUCUCAAUAUGAUCUUUUCACCAAAUAGUUACUUCAAAUUGGAAAAAAUUGUGGAAGAAUGAA
Molecule: messenger RNA, 2487 nt
Organism: Carica papaya (papaya)
Lineage: Eukaryota; Viridiplantae; Streptophyta; Magnoliopsida; Brassicales; Caricaceae
Product: Tetratricopeptide repeat (TPR)-like superfamily protein
Biological process (GO): RNA modification
Molecular function (GO): RNA binding; protein binding
Source: RefSeq, a predicted model, not a curated record